This is a messenger RNA of Leptosia nina, 1479 nucleotides long. The record is from the annotation of a GenBank genome assembly. NCBI's taxonomy places the organism in Eukaryota, Metazoa, Arthropoda, Insecta, Lepidoptera, Pieridae.
AUGCCUUGCUCAGCGGUAACUUUGUCUAUAGCGACUAUUACAGCUAUCGUGGCUGCUGCCUUAAUGGCAAUAGCGUUUUCAACAGAUAACUGGCUGUAUGUGGAAGUGAGACGCAGUAAUAUACAGACGUACGUGACGGAGAACACCGCAGAUAUAAACUCUAAAGCCAUUCUCGAGAGCCUGAACAGCAAGUACUAUUUCUACACGAGGACGCGAGGCUUGUUCCGCAUCUGUUAUCCAAAGGAGCGGCCUCCUUCUGUCGAGAUUUACCUGUCGCCAGUGGAGACACACUGCAGCAACGUGGACUACUUCAUACCAGAUGAGAACAAUGAGACCAGGGGACUUUCCGAUGACGCAAUGAACAGACUCCACAUGGCGCGAUCAACAGUUGCUCUAUUCAUGGUUGGGUUCCUGUCACUCUUCAUCGCCUUCUGGACUGGAGUCGUCGGCUGCUGGAAGAGAAGUCCAGGGAACAUCACAGCUACGGCCAUAUUAAUGCUUGUGACAUGUUUAUUAGCGGCAGGGGCAAUGGCGCUUUGGCAUGGAGUCGAGUUUUAUGAAAAGGAAAAAGUCGUCGGAGAAGAAUAUUAUCAGCAGUGGCCUAACGUAUUGAAAGACAACUCUUCCAUAUGGUAUGAUUGGUCCUAUAUCCUGGCCUGGAUGUCCGUCGGUGUUUCCUUCGGGAGCUCUGUUAUUUUCUUCUCGGCAGCCGUUUGCUUGAGCAAAGAGAAACGGCGCGAGCAGCAGAAUAACAUAUUACGAGAUAAUAGUCGCAUCUGGUACGACUGGUCUUACGUCGUGGCGUGGUGCGGCGUCGGUCUGGCUCUGGUGUCCGCCAUUUUGUUUUCAUCGGCGGCCAUUUGCUUGAGAGGCGAACGAGAGAGGGAAGAAGCGCUUAAUAUGCAGUACCUUAUGCCGGUGUACCCCCAGAAACAGCAGUACGCCUACGCAGGGUACCCACCACCUCAAGCCUACCCUGGACCCUACUACCACGAAACGUACAACUCCCACCGCAAAGUAAGACGGCCAAGACUCGGCGAAAGAAAGGUCUACAGACCGAUCAGACGACAUACGCUUUCGCGUAUCGAUGAGACCUCCCCGGAUACUUUCCGGGGGAAAAGCAUCCAGAACUCAACAGAUUUCUCAUCGACACGACCCAUGCUGAGGUCGAGGUCCAAUAUUUCCGCGGACACUAGCCGAAGCGUGCCCAUCUGCAACCUGAGUCAGGAGAUAGAGAACCAAGUCGAGAGUCCCCAAUACGCUGACCCUAAGUAUGACUCCGGCUCGUCCUACGAAGGUCGUCCAGCUUCCAUGACCGAUCUACCGAUAAUGGUUCCUAUGGACCCGGUCACCGGGGCGUACAUCCCGUACCCCGAGUACGCGUAUUAUCAGGACGACAGUUGCAGACUAAGCCGCCUCAAGUGGAAGUGUAAGAAGAAGCAGACGAAGAACAACCUGUUUCUAGCGUUCAUGUAUUAG